This is a messenger RNA of Neoarthrinium moseri, 984 nucleotides long. RefSeq lists its product as uncharacterized. Gene Ontology annotation, molecular function: carboxy-lyase activity; hydrolase activity. Gene Ontology annotation, biological process: secondary metabolic process. NCBI's taxonomy places the organism in Eukaryota, Fungi, Ascomycota, Sordariomycetes, Amphisphaeriales, Apiosporaceae. The transcript has 2 exons. The record is from RefSeq and is a predicted model, not a curated record. Bases 1 to 984 code for a protein of 327 amino acids. Gene Ontology annotation, cellular component: cytosol; cytoplasm.
AUGGAGCGAGUUGAUGUCCAUUGUCAUGCCGUCCCCCCGGGCUAUCGUCAGCAUGCUAUUGAUAAUGGCCAUGGAAUGCCUGAUGGAAUGCCUGGUCUUCCUGCCUGGAGUCCAGAGCAGCACAUUGCGCUCAUGAAACGACUGAAUAUUACCAAGUCGAUAUUAAGCAUCACAUCUCCAGGAACUCACCUUGUGCCCACUAAGGACCAUUAUGCCGCAAAAAUAACUCGCCAAGCAAACGAGGAGCUCUCUAAUAUUUGCGUCAAUCAUCAACCGCACUUCGCCUUUUUUGCAUCAUUGCCGCUCCCAUCUAUUCAGGAGUCAUUGCUUGAGAUUGACCAUGCCUUGGACAACCUGGGUGCAGUCGGAUUUGCUGUCAUGUCCAACGCGAACGGUGUAUAUCUCGGAGACGUGGCACUGGACCCUGUUUUCGAAAAAUUAAACGCACGCAAAACUAUCCUGUUUAUCCAUCCUACUACCUGCAACGUACUUGAGCGAGGAGGCGAAAUACACACCGUGAAACCACUUGAACAAUACCCUCGUCCGAUGAUGGAGUUUAUGUUUGACGAGACACGCGCUGUUGCAAACCUGCUCCUCUCGGGCACUGUAGCAAGAUACCCAGACAUUACUUUUAUCAUGUCACAUUGUGGCUGCGUACUCCCCGCAAUAUUAGACCGCAUUGGCUCUUUCGCGAUGGUCGGGGGAGGAGAAAACCGAAGCAAUGAGUUUCGAAAGCUGCUGCGCGAGCGAUUCUUUUUCGAUGUGGCUGGAUCCCCCUUUCCAGAUCAGAUUCGGGGACUCCUUAGAAUGUUGGGCAGUGCUGGCGAGCAAAGAUUGGUCUACGGGACCGACUAUCCUUUCACACCUGACAAGGUUGUUGUCCAUUUAGCAGAUCAGAUGGACGUAGGCUGCAAGGAGCUACUGGGCACGGAUCAGACACACGCUAUGUACUCGGGCAAUGCAGCGAAGGUGUUUGGUCUCUAG